Messenger RNA from Triticum turgidum subsp. durum (durum wheat), 1377 nucleotides. The record is from the annotation of a GenBank genome assembly. NCBI's taxonomy places the organism in Eukaryota, Viridiplantae, Streptophyta, Magnoliopsida, Poales, Poaceae.
AUGGUUUUGCAGAGCCAAGAUGCCCAAGACAGAAUCAGUGCGCUCCCUAGCGACAUCCUUAUCCGAAUCCUUGAACUCCUUCCGAUGCGCAGUGCGAUUCGGACCGGAUCGCUCUCCAAACGGUGGAGACACCUCCCUCACCAGCUCUCUUGUCUGCUCAUAGGUGUAUCUGACAUUCAGAGCGCUACCUACGUCACGCUGGGUCAGAUCAUGGGGGCGUACACAGAAACGACGAGGAGAUUGCUAUCGUCCACAUGCGAAUGCGGCAGCCAUUCCAUCAAGAGCCUGAGACUUACCUUUUACCUUUCAAAACAUUUCUUGUGCUCUAUUGGCCAUGCCGUUGGGGAUGUAGCCAGGAACGGCGACACUGAAUGCCUCGAGUUUGUGAUAUUCACGCAUCUUGCGAGACCAAGCAAUGCUCAACGUGUCUUGUUCGGACAGCGCUUCAUGUCUUUCUUCCACUCUUGCCCAGUCGCCUUCAGAUGGCUCACAAGACUAACUCUCCACAACCUUGCAUUUGGAGACUCGGAUGUCCCCAAUCUCCUCAAUGCUUGCGAUAAGCUUCAGUUCCUUAACUUGAGAUGCUGCAAAUUGGGUCCGAAAUCUGUCCUCAGCAUAGACGCCCCGUCAUCAGAGCUCCAGAAACUUGAAUUGUUUUGCUUUGAGUGUGUGCGGGUUGAUCUAGCAAGUCUUCCUAAGCUGAAGCAAGUGCUCUGUGAUACUUGGUGGGCUGUGACCACACCUAUGUCUUGUGGCUUUGUUCCCCAACUUGAGAAAGUAAGCCUCGCCUCUGCUGCCCUGUCUGGGCAGAAGCCAUUCACAUUGAGCAAGUGUUUAUCUAGUAGUAGUACAAGAAGCCUCUCGUCCUUGUGUCUGGAUUUUUGCUCUCAGAUGAUCUGGAUUCAACCGGAAGAUCCUAAACAGCUCACACGUAUAUUCAGUAGCCUUAGAGGUCUUUAUAUCUAUAAUGUCUUUGCUGAGUGUGAUUUGAAUUGGACAUUCUUUAUCCUUAAAGCUGCACCUUCACUGAAGAACUUCUAUUUAUCUCGACACUCUUGUGAACCCAACAAGUUUGAGGAUAUUGCCAAGAAGACCGACUUGGUGUGGGAAACCUCCAGUUUCAAGCAUUUGAACUUGAAGCUGCUGUUCAUGAAAGGGUUUUCGGAGGAUGAGAAGGUGAUGAACUAUAUAAGACUUGUCAUGAAAAGAUCUAUGGGCUUGAAGAGAAUCGAACUGCAUGAUAAAGACCCAUGUGAGGAGUGCAAAGCCAUAUCCCCCGAGUGUUUAAGGUUUCCUGUGCAUGAAUCUAGCAAGCGUCGGAUUAAGGAGCAACUCACAUAUGGAUUCUCCUUAGAUGUGGAGAUAAUAAUGGGAUGA